AUGAUAUUCCCCACCCAUGUCGGCGUUCUUCUCCUUUCGCUGACCUCCCUCACGUUGGCGCGACCCAUUCCUCGACCAUCUAUCAUCACACAGUCACAACCGCCACCCCAACAACCAAUAUCAGAAGCAUACCCAAUACCAGGAAGUACAACUCUGACUCUCCACCGUGCUUUUGUCCCUUCAGCCUCACCGUCGCCCUCGUCUAUCUCGUUUGAAGAGGUCAGCAAACUUUUAGCAUCCGCGACCGAGGAGGCUGAAACUAAAAAUGGACCCGCUGGCACGGAGUGGACGUGGCCGGCGACGAACGAGAACAACCAGGUUAGGAUUCAUAUCGAGUCUGAAGCCCCCAGGUUCUUAUGGCGGGAUGUCAAGGAUAUUCUGAGGGGAGUGGAGAGCGUUCAGAAAUCGAUCUUGAAGGAUGGAAAGGGGGGUAGUGAGGGUGAUCUGGAUUUCGAGAUACAGCAGGAUAAGGGAGAGGAGAGGGCUGUGGUGCUUGCGAAGGGGUGGGUUGCUAGACGAUGA
Bacidia gigantensis is the source of this 522-nucleotide messenger RNA. RefSeq lists its product as uncharacterized. NCBI's taxonomy places the organism in Eukaryota, Fungi, Ascomycota, Lecanoromycetes, Lecanorales, Ramalinaceae. The coding region runs from base 1 to 522 and encodes 173 amino acids. The transcript has a single exon. The record is from RefSeq and is a predicted model, not a curated record.